UUUCUUCAACUCUUUCUUCAGCUCUUUCUUCAGCUCUUUCUUCAGCUCUUUCUUCAGCUCUUUCUUCAGAGUAUUUUGUGCUUUAUCUUCUCUCAUGGACAUCAACAGUUUUCUUCUAAGCAGCAAUCCCAGUGCUUUCCAGCCCCCAAACCAAUUUUUGGACAUGAACCAAACUCUGCAGCCACUGCAACCGCUGCAGCAGAUGCUCUAUCAGCAACAGCUUGAACAAAAACUCCAACAACAACAGCUCCAGCUUCAACAGUUGCAACAGCAACAACAACAGCAGCAACAGUUACAACAGCAGCAGCUACAGCAACAACAGCAACAAAAAGAAAAGGAGAAAAAAACAAGGCAUACCUUCAGCAUUUCAUUUUCAAGGUCAAAAUCAGAUGGAAAUACUAAUACAAACACACAACAACAGCAGUUUCAACUGCAGAAUUUCAAUCCUCUGAUGGAUCCAAUGGUUAACUCGCAGAUGCAACAACAAAUGGGCCAAAUGGGCCAAAUGAACCAACAAAUGAAUCCAAUGGGUCAAAUGAGCCAGCAAAUGAAUCCAAUGGGUCAAAUGAAUCCAAUGGGUCAAAUGAAUCCAAUGGGUCAAAUGAACUCAAUGGGUCAAAUGCAACAGAUGCAACAGAUGCAACCUCAAGGACAGGUUUUUAUGGAAGAUGAUGAAGAAGAUUUUGAUGAGGAUGAGGAUGAGGACGAGGACGAGGAUGAGGACGAUUUUAAUAACAAUAAUAAUACUAAUAAUAACACCGGUAUUAAUUAUCAACCCCUAUUAACUCUUAAGGCUGUGCCUGAAUCAUCAAAAAAAUAUAAGAAUUUUCCAACCGGGUUUUAUCCUGCCUAUAUCACUAAUGAUCCUGAUCUCAUAAUUAAACAACAAAUUAAAGAUGAAGAAAAAUUGUAUGACAUGUUGGAAAAUAUGAAUAAUAUGAAAAACCAAAAUGACCCUAAUGCAAUCAAUAAUCUUCCUCUUAAGAGAACAAAUUUCCAAAAAAGAGAAUUAAUGGUUGAAAAAUAUUACAUUAAAAGAAAUUUGAAAAAAUUAGGUUUUGAUUAUAAGCUUUUCAAAAAAUAUGUAUCCCUCAAUGAAUUAAUUAAUGAUCAUGAUGAUCCGGAUUAUUUUUAUAAGAAUCUCAACAAUAGAAGUUUGAAUGAUAGUGACCCUGAUUACGGCGAUGAUGAUAAUUCCAGUGACAACUCAUCAAUUGAUGAAGAACUAUACAAAAUUGACGAUGACGAUUUGAUUUUCAAAAAACUAAAUUACAAUCCUUCCAAACUAUUAAAAUUCCAUCAAAAUAGAGCAUAUUUAGAAAAUAAAAACCUGGAAGAACGUGAAAAGCAAAAAUUUUAUAAUAAUUUAAACACUGAUAAUCAGACUUUUUUGAAAACAAUUGAAGAUCAAAAAAUCGAUCUCACUAAAAUUCCUAAUGAUCCUAAUAUUAAUAACCAAUUAGUCUCUUCCCAAAUUGAAAGGAUUAAAUUAAACGAUAAACUAAAUAAUCAACUAAUAAAAAAUUUUAAUGAUUUGCAUGAUUUAGGUUAUGUUGAUGAUAAUUUAAUUGAUAGAUUUAAAAGUAUCUCCUUUCAAGAAAAAACUUUCGAUUUAAAAUUGAUUCAAAAUCCUCCAAAUCAAUUACAAAUUCAAAACCACCCAAACCAAUUACAUAUCCAAAACCCUCUACCUCAAUUGCAAAUUCAAAGUCCUUCACUUCAAGUCCAAACUCAAAACCCUCCAAAUCAGUUACAAAUUCAACACCACAAUCAUCCUCAUGCCUCAAGAAAUUAUUCUUUAACAAAUGAUAACCAAAUAAACCCAGCAGAUCAACAAUUAGUAACGCGUAAUAACAACAUCAAUAACAAUAAUAAACAAUUGAUUAGAAAUUUAUCAAAGAUUAAUCUGAAAAUUUCAAUGUCUUCAAUCAAUAAAUAUUCUUUAAGCUCUAAAUCAAACAGAAAUUCAAUUUUACUUAUCAUUGUACCCAUCACUGAACCAAUUUUCCCAAAUUUAUAUAUUUCAAAUUUGAAAAUUAUUAAUCCAAUUCAAAAACAAGCCAUUCUUCAACUGUACAAAAAUAAACAAUUGAUUGGUUUGUUUUAUAUUAAAGAUCCCAAAUUUAAACCAUUUGAUAUAAUUAAAAACAUAACAGAUAUUUAUCAGGUCGGUGUAUUAGCCCGAAUUCGCUCUUGUUCUGGUUACGACGAUGUUAAGACUGGGUUAAAUCCACUCUUGGUUGAUAUUAAAACAGAAAAAAUUAUCCAGAUUACUAAUUUUGUUCCACCAGAAAGAAAAGCUUUGAUCCCAAAUGAUUUAAUUACCAGAAAGGAUUCAAAGCUAGAUUUUAAAACUUAUGAAGGCAUUAAUUUAAUCAAAUUGGUUUCUUUAGCUGAAGUUUCAAUUUUAAAUUUGAAAUACAAUUUCAAAAACUUGGAUGAGAUUAGAAUAAACUUGAAUAACAUUCUAACUGGGUUAUCCAAAAUAUAUCAUUUUCAAACUUUUAAAAAUAUUGGAAAGUUCAAGUUAAAAUACAAUGAACUCUUUUAUCAAUUUUUCAAGGAUACGAAAUAUAUUUUAAGUUGUCGUGUUACUAACAAAAAAAAGAAACAUUAUUCUAGUGAUAGUGAACUUAGUGAAGCUGAUAACUUAACUACAGGUAAACAUUCCAAUUUUGAAAUCAAUAGUGAUCUUAAUGAUAAUUCUAAAAAAGUUCUUGGUUACACAGUUAGCAAUGAUUUUUAUAAUUGUGAUGAUGAUAAUAUUGAAGAUAUUAACACAAAGCUUUCUUUUGUUAUUGACAUAUUAAAAAUUUAUUUUAAAUUAAAGCUUGGAAGAUUUUUUGAGAGAGAUGUUGAAAUUAAAUCAAAAUUUCAAGAUAUUUUGGAGACUCUUAAAAUCAGAUUAAUCACGGUCAAAAUAUUAGCGUUGCUAGACGAUGAAGUCAUUACGAUUGAAGAAAAUAUCCCCAACCAACUUGUGAAAGUUGACCAUAAAGAACUUUCAAAAGAUUUGCAAGUAUCGUCAAUGCCUUUAACUAUUGUAGAGCCCAAAGAACAUGGAAAAAGGUCAGCGCAAAAUGAAAUGACAGUUCAAAAUCUAGGAAAAGGUGAAUCGGAAAGGCCAGAUCUUCUUGCAUCAAAUGGAGCAAAUGUGAACUAUAAAGGUUCUUCAACAACAUUUACAGGGAACCCAGUGAUAAAUAUCAACCUUUAUUCCAAGCCAAAUGAAACAGACAAUCCCUUGGAUUUUUUGACAAAAAUGAAUUUGCCAUUAAAUGCAAAUAAUGGACCUUUUAGUGCUCUUAACGCUCCUCCAAAUCAACUUAAUGCGAUUGCACCUCCUCCAGAUCUUAAUCCAAUGUUACCAUCUAAUCAAUAUAAUCCUAAUCUCAUGGGUCAGAAUAGUUUAGCGUUGCAAUUACCAGAUCCUGCACAACUUCAACUAGCCAUGCAAUCAUUAUCACAACCCCAGAAUAUGCCACAAGGCAUGGAUCAAGGUAUGAAUCAACUAGUUCCAAUGAAUCAAGGCAUGAAUCAAGGCAUGAAUCAGUUAGCUCCAAUGAAUCAGGGCAUUAACCAAAUUGCACCAAUGCAAUAUGGCAUGAAUCCAGACGUGGGUCAAAUUAUGAACCANGGCAUGAACCAACUAGCUCCAAUGAAUCAAGGCAUGAAUCAAGGCAUGAAUCAGUUAGCUCCAAUGAAUCAGGGCAUUAACCAAAUUGCACCAAUGCAAUAUGGCAUGAAUCCAGACGUGGGUCAAAUUAUGAACCAGGGUAUCAACCAAGAAAUGAGCCAAGGUAUCAAUCAAGGAAUGAAUCAGGCAAUGAAUCAAAGUCAAAUGCCAGGAGCAAUUUCUAAUAUUAAUACAAGAGUCGAAGAAUUUAAAAUUAAACAAAAAACACCCUUGGUUCCUACUAACACUGGACACAAUGGUAAUUCUGAAGGUGUCCAUUUCAUUCAAGCGAAAUCUUUUCAGAUGCAACAAGUUCAAUCAUUUCAUCCCCAAAUGGCUAGAAUGGAACAGCAAAUGGUAAUAAGCAAUCCAAAUAUUGGUCUCAGUCAAGCUCCGAAUCACUCUCAAAUUCCAGAGCUUUCUGGAAACAUUAAAGCCUUGCAACAUAUUUUAGUUUAAAAAGAGAAAACCACUGUUUAAAUUUUAUUAUGUUAUAAAACCCAAUGAGCAAAUUCAUAUUUUCAUUUAUUCAUUUUUUUUCUUUUUUCAUUGGCAUUUUAUCUGACGAUAAUUC
This is a messenger RNA of Ascoidea rubescens DSM 1968, 4250 nucleotides long. RefSeq lists its product as uncharacterized. Lineage: Eukaryota; Fungi; Ascomycota; Saccharomycetes; Ascoideales; Ascoideaceae. The coding region runs from base 95 to 4135 and encodes 1346 amino acids. The record is from RefSeq and is a predicted model, not a curated record. The transcript has a single exon.